Peronospora belbahrii is the source of this 1341-nucleotide messenger RNA. NCBI's taxonomy places the organism in Eukaryota, Oomycota, Peronosporomycetes, Peronosporales, Peronosporaceae. The record is from the annotation of a GenBank genome assembly.
AUGCUGUCACGAGGUGGAUCUUUACUGCUUACAGGAUGCACUAAACACUUGCAAAACCAAGUGUCUCGUUGUGUAACAACAGUGACGACUAGUUCAUCAACCGACCGCCCGCUACCACUCGAGGGCAUUCGAGUCAUAGAAUGUGGUCAUCUUAUUGCUGGACCUUUUGCCGGAACAAUCUUGAGCUACUUUGGAGCUGAUGUGAUCAAAGUAGAGCCCCCUACAGGUGAUCAAGUGCGCGACUACCGCGAGUUGGACUCGACUAAGACGUCGUUGUGGUGGUACUCACUUGGACGCAACAAACGGUCUGUGGCGAUCGACAUGAAGAAAGAAGAAGGACGGAAGCUUAUUGAAGAGCUUAUUGAGCAGAGUGAUGUCCUCAUUGAGAAUUUUCUUCCUGGUCGUAUGGAGAAAUGGGGACUUGGACCGUGUCAUUUUGAAAAGACAAAUCCCAAACUCGUGUACGCGCGAGUGUCUGGAUUUGGACAGGACGGACCCUACUCAUCAAGACCAGGCUUUGCUUCAGUAUGUGAAGCCAUGGGGGGAUUUCGCUACGUCAAUGGCUUUCCAGACCGUCCACCAGCUCGUCCAAACCUCAGCAUUGGCGACACAAUUGCUGGGAUCCAUGCGGCACUAGGAAUAGUGAUUGCUCUUCUUGGACGUGCGCGAGGAGCUGCAGCUGGGCUGAACAGCGAUGGACAAGUUGUGGAUGUGGCUAUCUACGAAUCGAUGUUUAAUCUCAUGGAGGCAGUGGUGCCUGAGUAUGAUUAUUCAGGAUCAAUUCGCGAAUGCUCGGGCUCCACGAUCACGGGUAUUGUGCCUUCAAACACGUACAUUACCAACGACAAGAAGAAUGUCGUCCUUGCUGCUAACACGGACUCGCUAUUUGUGAAGCUUAUGAAUGCUAUCGGUAGAGAAGAUAUGGCGAUGGACACUAAAUACCGAACAAAUGCUGACCGUGUCGUACAUCAAGAGGAAAUAGACGCUGUGAUCGUGGCUUGGACGGCUGCACAUAAUCUAGAUACUGUGAUUGCAGUAAUGGAGAAGGCUACGGUACCGGUUGGUCUAGUAUACUCUGUGGAAGACAUGGCCAAGGACCCGCACUACCAACAACGUGGGAUGUUUGAGGAGGUGGAAAUUCAUGAUGGAGACAAAACGAGAAGACUUGCAGUGCCUGCAAUCUUGCCUAAGUUGAAGGCCACGCCGGGCAUAACGCUGUUUGCCGGACGUAGACUGGGGCAAGAUACACGCUACGUGCUUGAAAACGUGCUUGAAAAGUCCAAGAAGGAUAUUGAGCGAUUGCUGGAUGACAAGGUGGUCUUUGAGGAAAGUAGAUCGUAA